Tetrahymena thermophila SB210 is the source of this 555-nucleotide messenger RNA. RefSeq lists its product as hypothetical. The record is from RefSeq and is a predicted model, not a curated record. The transcript has a single exon. Lineage: Eukaryota; Ciliophora; Oligohymenophorea; Hymenostomatida; Tetrahymenidae.
AUGACUGUAGAUAUUGACAGAAUCGUUGAAAUCACUGAAAACUACUUGGAUGCUGAUUUCUGUACCUCCACUCUUGAUAAAUUCUUGUUCUCAUCUGAAAAUAUUUCUAAGGCUUCAAGCAAACUCAUUGAAGCUGCUUCUAAGAAUGCUAUCGCUGGAUUAAGUGAAUAAUCAGUUUUCAUUGACUAAUACAAGAGCAAAACUGAAUUCGCUAAUGCCAUCGGAUAUGAAAUCUUUGAAGCUUUCCUCGAAUUAACUAUUAACUUCAUUUUCUACCAAUUGGUAUCUCUUAUCUCUGGAGCUGACUGCACUAGCAAUUUCUGUGUCUCUGCAAGCACUUUCUAACUUUUCAAGGCUCUUAAAAUUGCCUACAAAUUCUCUAAAGUUAUUAAAGUUGGAGUUCAAGGACACUACAAGAAAUCUAUUAAAUUAUUCCUUAAGUACUCUUCUAAGGAACUCGGUAAAUCCUUUGGAAAGAGUGUCAUUCCAAUUCCCAUGAUUGGAAACAUCUUUGGCUCUUUCCUUGGAGGCAUUGGAUAAAGAAUCUUCAUGUGA